Electrophorus electricus (electric eel) is the source of this 636-nucleotide messenger RNA. RefSeq names its product apolipoprotein C-I (gene apoc1). Gene Ontology annotation, biological process: negative regulation of lipid catabolic process; triglyceride metabolic process; very-low-density lipoprotein particle clearance. The record is from RefSeq and is a predicted model, not a curated record. Lineage: Eukaryota; Metazoa; Chordata; Actinopteri; Gymnotiformes; Gymnotidae. Gene Ontology annotation, molecular function: phospholipase inhibitor activity; fatty acid binding. Gene Ontology annotation, cellular component: extracellular region; high-density lipoprotein particle; very-low-density lipoprotein particle.
UGCGCUGUGAUUACGUCAGCACUGUGGCGCGCGUUAUAUAGACCCAAGCUGCGCGCCCGUUAUGCUUUAAACAUCCCUGGAAGGAGACGAAACAGUCCACCAGUAUGAAACUGUACCUUGCCGUCGCUGCACUACUGUUAGUGCUGCUUGCACACACGGAGGCCCAGGAGGAGCCGACAGUGGAGGAGCCGACGGUGAAGGAGCACUUUGCAAACAUACAUACAAAACUCAAGGAGUUUGGAGAAGAUCUGAGUGAGAAGGCCAUUUCUGCUCUGAAGAAAUUAGAGGAGAGCGAGUUGGCCUCCAAGACCAGGUCAUGGAUUACUGAAAAUAUAGAAAAGUUAAAGCAGAAGAUUGAUGAAACCUUCACGACCAAGUAAACGUGGGACCUGUGAUCCCCGUGGUCCCCCGCCUGAGCGCCCCCUUCAGCUGCUGAUGUUAUGACACGCCUACGCCCCUCUGUGUCUGACCAACACAACAUGUACAGCCUCUGCACACUGUGUUCCUCUGCUCCCUAGUUGCCUUGAUCUGUGCAAUACUUUAUUUGAUCAAACUGAUGCUCUCAGAUUCUUGAAAUGUUCAAAUAAGUGCUGGAAAUUGCUAAAGCAAUAAAAAUAAAAGCCAAUUGUUUUUUGA